Molecule: messenger RNA, 1809 nt
Organism: Rhipicephalus sanguineus (brown dog tick)
Lineage: Eukaryota; Metazoa; Arthropoda; Arachnida; Ixodida; Ixodidae
Product: solute carrier family 22 member 7
Exons: 1
Coding region: 1-1809 (602 amino acids)
Biological process (GO): transmembrane transport
Molecular function (GO): transmembrane transporter activity
Source: RefSeq, a predicted model, not a curated record
AUGCCACCGAAGAAGACAACUGCCCGGCGUCAGGCUUCAUCUAUCUACGCUGACGUUACAAGCCAGAAUCGCACAAAUGUGCUGGAAGCGGAAAGGGAUGAAGAAGUGCCGUUGGGCGAAGGCCGUUUCCAGAUGCAGGUCCUACUAGUGUCGAUGCUUGCGGGGACUACGUUCCUGUUGCACCUGGUAAGCUUUCGACUCACGACGCGCAUUAUGGACCACUGGUGUCGACCGACAGAAGCUUUCGCCAAUCUGAGCGUCGAAGAGUGGCGCCAAAUGGCCACACCCAUCGAAGAGGACGGCACCCGAAGUCGUUGCAGGCGUCGUGAACCACCCGACGGCGGCAGUGCAGCGUCUAUAGUAAGCUGUGAUGCCUGGGACUUUGACUACGCGCCUUACGGCAACAACAUAGUGAGUGAGUGGCGGCUGGUGUGCGACCGGCGGUGGCUCAUCGAACUGGCCGUGCUAACCUACAUGACCGCAUGCGUCAUCGCACUCCCUGUGGCAGGAGUUGCCGCCGACCGCAUUGGCCGCAAGAUCGUCAUGAACGUCUCGCUCGUUGCGCUGCUCGUGGCCGGAUUCACCACGAGCCUCGCCAACUCGUACCUGCUCUUCGUGGCACUGCGCAUAGUCGUGUCUGUGUCGAGCAACUCUCUGUGGCUCGUGCAGUACUCGGUCCUCUACGAGGUCUCGACGAUAGCGCGCAGAGAUUGCUACUGCUUCCUCUCCAUGGCGGUGGCCUCGAUCGCCAUGCCCCUCGUGGUAGCCGGCAUGUCGAGGCUGCGAUUGGCCUGGGAAGGGGUCCACCUCUUUCUCAUGGUGCCCACGACCAUGCUAGCUGCUGCGUUCUACACAGUGGGCGACGAGUCGUGCACGUGGCUCGUAGCCACGAUACAACCUCGGAAAGCCGAGCGUGUCGCCCUAAAUGCCGCCCGCAUGAACCACGCAGACACCGAUUACUGCCGCGCUUGGUUCUCUUCCGAGGUGCGCAAGGCUGAGCGUCGAAGCAGCGAGCAUCUCACCGAGCACAACGUCCUCACCAUGUUCAAUCCACAGCUGAGGAGACGCUUCGUGCUGCUGUGCUACGUGUGGUCCUCAUUGUCGUUCUCCUUCAACCAAGUGAAUCUGAAUGACAUCUUCCCCGUCAAGAAGACAAUCUCCUUGGCCGGCAUCUUGGGAAUGGUGCCAAUGUAUGCUGGGGCCUACGGUUUCAUGUCGCGGUACGGUGCAAGGCGUUCUUGCACGGUGACUAUGAUCGUCUUCAGCUUCGUCGCAGUUGCCCUGACUGGUUUGUACGGCAGCGAAAAGCACACGUCCAACGCGGUGCUCGUCGUGAUUCUCCGCAUGCUGGCCAAUCUGUUUGUAGUGCUUGCUUUCGUUGUGACCGUACAGUACUACCCGGUCAGGGUGCGCUGUACGGGCAUUUGCGUGGGUUUCGCUCUGGGCAGACUGACCGGAUCUCUGGGAGAGAUUGUGUUUCGGCUGUUUCCCAAACACCGCCGAGAUAUCAUGAUAGCCUUCGUUGCUAUCGUAAUGGCGUUGUGCUCCAUGGCCGUGGAGUACCUUCCGCACAGAGUCCCCGACAUCACCGUGCUAACUGGAUCGGCGCGCCCUCCUUCCAGACAUGGCAGCACGUUCGCCGGCGACGAGUUCAGGCGCUCGCUUCAGGGCUCGUUGGGUCCACUGCCCAAAGGACCCGUCAAGGCGCGUUCUUCCAGGGAACGCCGUUCGAGGAGUGAGUCGUUGCCCGAGCAGUUUUCGCUAAGGGCUUCGAGCAUCUCCCAGUCAUCUGUUGUGCCAAAGCGCUGA